Messenger RNA from Zonotrichia leucophrys gambelii, 9442 nucleotides. It is a transcript of the gene RGPD4, whose product is annotated as RANBP2 like and GRIP domain containing 4. The coding region runs from base 195 to 7394 and encodes 2399 amino acids. The transcript has 22 exons. NCBI's taxonomy places the organism in Eukaryota, Metazoa, Chordata, Aves, Passeriformes, Passerellidae. Gene Ontology annotation, biological process: protein peptidyl-prolyl isomerization; NLS-bearing protein import into nucleus; protein folding. Gene Ontology annotation, molecular function: GTPase activator activity; peptidyl-prolyl cis-trans isomerase activity; protein binding. Gene Ontology annotation, cellular component: nuclear pore; cytoplasm. The record is from RefSeq and is a predicted model, not a curated record.
GGGAGGCGGCACGCGCCCCUGCUGCGCGCGCCGCGCGGCUGAGCGGGAACUUGCGUAACGCGCGGCGGCCGCGUCGCUGCUGCGCUUCCUCCCUCCGCCUCCCCGCCGGGGUCGCCGCUGCCGCCGCGCCGGCCGGGAGGGCGCGUUCCACCGCGACAGAGGCCGGGCGCGGUCCCCGCCGCCGCCGCGACGCCAUGAUGAGGCGGACGAAGCCCGAGGUGGAGCGCUACGUCGCCUCCUUGCAGGCCGCGGCGCCGUCCCCCAGAGAGAAAUCGAUGAAAGGAUUCCUCUUUGCUAAGCUGUAUUUUGAAAUUAAGGAAUAUGAACUUGCUAAAAGAUAUAUCUCUACAUACCUCAAUGUACAAGAGAGAGAUCCCAAAGCACACAGAUUUCUUGGGCAAAUUUAUGAAGCUGAGGAUAACAUAGAAAAAGCUUUUGGGUGUUACAAGCGUUCUGUGGAGUUGAACCCAACACAGAAAGAUCUUGUAUUGAAGAUUGCAGAGUUACUAUGCAAUAAUGACAUCACUGAUGGAAGAGCAAAAUAUUGGGUUGACAGAGCUGCUAAGCUCUUUCCUGGGAGCCCUGCUAUUUACAGGUUGAAGGAGCAGUUACUGGACUGUAAAGGUGAAGAUGGGUGGAAUCAGCUUUUUGACCUGAUUCAAGCAGAACUUUAUGCAAGACCAGAUGAUGUCUACAUAAACAUCAGACUAGUUGCGCUCUAUCGUUCAAAUAACAGAUUAAAGGAUGCUGUGCUCCACUGUCAGGAGGCAGAGAAGAGAAUACCUUUGCAGUCAAGCUUGGAAUGGUGUUCCUGUGUUGUAGAGACAUUUGAGGAAUAUCUGGAAUCUUUACAAGACUUGGAGUAUGAUAAAAAUAACUGGAGAACUAUCAAGAAAGAUCAUCUGCUGGCCUAUUCCAGCUUUGUCAAACUGACACUUUCUUCUAGAGAUGUUCAGGAAUGCAGAGAGGCACUUGAAAGUUUUGAUCGUGCACUUCAGUCAGUGAAACCAUAUGUGAGUGCGGCUGACGAGUUGUCUCGUACCUACGUGGAAAUGAGAGGACAGCUGUACAUGCAUGCUGGAGCUUUGCUGCUGAAGAUGGCCCAGGACAACGAGACACAGUGGAGAGCUAUGUGUGAACUAGCAGCACUGUGUUAUCUCCUGAGUUUUCAGGUUCCUAAACCAAAGUCAAAACUCAUAAAGGGGGAUCAAACCGGACAAGAUAUGCUAGAAAUGUUGGCCUGUGAUCGAAAAAGCCAGUCUGGUCAUAUGCUGCUGAAUUUAAGUCAUGGCAAGCAAGACUUCUUUAAAGAGAUUGUGGAAUCAUUUGCAAACAAGAAUGGCUCAUUUGCAUUGUUUGAUAGCCUGUUUGAGAGUGGAGCCUCUAGAGAGAGGUCUUUUAUUGGCACAGAUGAUAUUGGAAAUGUCAGUACACAAGCACCAGUGCAAAUAGAACUUCACAAAUACGAUAUUGGUGCCAUUCGAUUGCACAAUGGCAGUCUCCAGCACCUCGUGUGGCUUGGCUUGCAGUGGAACUCCAUGUCAGUCUUACCCCCCAUGCGCAAAUGGUUAAAACAGCUCUUCCACUUGCCCCAAGAAACAUCAAGACUUGAGACAGAUGCUCCUGAAUCUAUUUGCCUGUUAGACCUUGAAGUAUUCCUACUUGGGGUGAUAUUCACUAGCAACUUACAACUGCAAGAGAAGUUUAAUUCUCACUACAGUGCACAUCAGCCUCAAUUUUUACCAUUGCCAAUAUGCAAGCAACUCUAUACUGAAAAGCAAAGAUCCUGGUGGGAUGCUGUUCGUACUCUUCUUCAGAGAAAAUCAGUACCAGGAACAGCAGCAAAACUGAGGCUUAUUGUGCAGCAUGGCAUAAGUACUCUGCGAACACUGGACAAGCAUGGCCUUCAACCUGCCUUAAUCAUACACUGGGCAAAAAGCUUGCAGAAAACAGGAAUUAACCUUAACUCCUUCUAUGACCAGAAGGAAUAUAUUGGACGAAGUGUCUACUACUGGAAGAAAGUUCUGCCUAUGCUGGAAACUAUCAAAAAGAAGAGGAGUAUUUCUGAACCUACUGAUCCUCUCUUCAAACACUUCCAUAGUGUAGAUGUUCAGGUCUUUCAGGUUACAGCAUAUGAAGAAGAGGCACAGAUAGCAUUUGCUAUGUUGGAUGCAGUUGAUGGCAAAACUGAUGAUGCUUUAAUAGCAUUCGAAGCUAUUGAGAAUGUGGUGUCAUACUGGAAUCUUGCCAUGAUUUUCCAAAGAAAAGCAGAAGAAAUUGAAAAUGAUGUCAUGCUGCCAGAAGAACAUGAGGAACAUAAAACUUACCUUCUUAAAGCCAAGUAUUAUCUAAUGAAAAUUAUUGCAGAAAGCUCCUCAGAUAUGUCAGUUGCAGAGAAAUUACCAGUGUCUCUUGAAACUGUGAGAGAAGUGUUGGAUACGGUGAUCCAGGAACUUGGUGAGAACUGUGAAGAGGGAAGUCUUGCCUUCAGAAACGGUCUGUCACGAACUGUAGAUUCAGCAAUGAAACAUUCCACUCCAUCACCAACCAAGUUCUCUUUUUCACCAACUAAGACCUACAAGUUCUCUCCAAAAACUCCCCCUCAGUGGGCAGAAGACCAUAAAUCUAUACUUCAAAUGAUUUGUCAGCAAGUGGAAGCUUUGAAGAAUGAUUUGCAAGAAAUGAAACUUAAUAAUUCCAACACAAAUGCAUCUCAUCGGUGGCCUGCUGAAAACUAUGGAACUGAUGCAAUACCAGACAGUUAUCAGAGAGCACAAAAUCUUCAUGAAGCCCCUUUAACAGUUGCUACCACUGGCCCAUCUGUGUUCUACAGCCAGUCACCUGCCUAUAACUCUCAGUAUCUUCUGGGAACUGCUGCAACCAAUGUAACACCAGCAAAGCCUCCCGUCUAUGGCAUGAACCGACUUGCACCUCAGCCACAUAUAUAUUCCUAUCAGCCACCACCCAUGCAUACACCACCUCUGCAAAACACUUCUGGUUGUAUGUUUUCCCAAGAAAUGUAUGGCCCACCUCUGCGUUUUGAUUCUCCUGGUACUACACUCAUUUCUCCUCGUACAGCUGAUGACUAUUAUAACUACAGUGUUCCACAGGCAAGCACCAAUCCAACACUGCCUAAACCAGGGUAUUUCACAAACCGUUCAGCCACACCACCCACCUUAAAGCCUGCAGAACCAAAACCAAUGCCUAAAUUUGGACAGCCAGGAACAGCAGAAGGAUCAAAACCACCCAUGUCAACACCAGCACAGCCAAGUCAGCCGACAACUUUUAAGUUUAAACCCAACUUCAAAUCUAAUGAUGGAGACUUCACUUUUUCUUCUCCUCCUCAAGUUGCUCCACAGCCCCUUAAUGCACCUUUUAAUAGUAGAGAAAGCCUCUUGGAUCUUCUAACAUCUGACAAACCUUUACAGGAUGAUAGAUAUGUUGAUCAAAAGCCAGUUAGUGAUCCCACAAACAGUUCAAGAAAUAUUUUCAAUUUUAGCAAUAAACAUAUUCCAGGCAUGUCUCUCCGAGAUAACACAGGACAAAACGUACACAAAAAUGUGGGUUUUGAGAAGAGUGAUACAUUUAGUGCUCAAGAACCAAGUAAGCCUGUGUUUAUGGCUUCAAAUUCAGAUUUGGCCAAUAGAAGUCAUGAAACAGAAGGAGGAAGCACCCAUGGUGGAGAUGAGGAUGAUGAUGGUCCUCAUUUUGAUCCUGUAGUACCACUUCCUGAUAAGAUUGAAGUAAAGACAGGUGAGGAAGAUGAAGAAGAAUUCUUUUGCAACAGAGCUAAGCUCUUCCGUUUUGAUGCAGAAUCUAAAGAAUGGAAAGAAAGGGGUAUUGGAAAUGUGAAAAUACUGAAACAUAAAGUAUCUGGCAAAUUUCGUCUCUUAAUGAGACGGGACCAAGUGCUGAAAAUCUGUGCAAAUCACUACAUAAAUACUGAUAUGAAACUAACUCCAAAUGCUGCAUCAGAUAAGUCAUUUGUAUGGCAUGCUUUAGACUAUGCAGAUGAGUUGCCAAAACCAGAACAGCUUGCAAUUAGAUUUAAAACACCUGAAGAAGCAAUGCUUUUCAAAAAAAAGUUUGAGGAGGCACAGAAUAUUUUAAAAUCCUUGGGAUCAAAUGCUGACACAUCUGUGGCUCAGAGCAGUGGAACUGCAAAAGAAACAGCAAAUCAGGACAUCAAGGAGCCCAACAGAACCACUUCUGGGACCAUGAACUUGGGCUUUCAGUUUCUAAAAGAUGGAACAAGCAGUGAACCUGACAGCAAAGGCACCCUUACAGCUACAUCCACUGCAUCUAGCACUACCUUUUCAUUUGGGAAGGAUGCUCAGCAAGCCUGUUCUUCUGGUGGGUUUGGGCAGCAUCUCUUGAAGAAGGACCAAUGGAUGUGUAAAGUGUGUUUAGUUCCAAAUGAGGCAACUGUAAAGAACUGUGUAGCAUGUCAAAGUCCAAAUCCAGGUGUGUGGGAAACACAUGGCACUCCAAUGACUGGCUAUGCAAAUUUGAAACCAAGUGGUAACACAGUGCAGGACAAGUUUGGAUCUCCUUUUGCCAAAAAGGAAGGUCAGUGGGACUGCUCUGUAUGCUCAACCCGAAAUGAAGCAGAACAUGUGAACUGCUCUUCCUGUCAGAGUCCAAAACCUCAAAAUCAACCAAAUACAUCCAUACCUUCUGUUCUGGCAUCUGCUGGUCUGGAGCUUGGUUCCAUUGCUGAUUCAAGUAAGCCACAGAAAAAUGGGUUUGAAGGGCUUUUUGCUAAAAAGGAAGGUCAGUGGGAUUGUAGUACUUGUCUUGUGAGGAACGAAGGUUCUUCGCUAACCUGCGUAGCCUGCGAAACGCCGAAUCCAUCUGCUAAGCCAGCUGGCGAUGCUUUGCCAACUCCUGCUUUUGGCUUGAAAAGUAAAUUGCCUGAACUUGGUGGAGGACAGUUGGGAACAGGCUUUAAGUUUGGUCUUGAGCAAGGCAAGACGCCACCAUUUACAUUUCAGAUUUCUUCUGAUACUGAAGCUAAGCCUGCAAAGGAAGGAUUUAGCUUUUCAAUGCAAAUGCCUGCAGGUGGAUUUAAAUUUGGGAUACAGGAGUCUAGUAAAUUUGGGAUACAGGAGUCUAAUAAAAAUACCACUAAGAAAGAUGAGUCAUCCAAAGAGCAUACAACUGGUUUCUUAAAAAGCGUUGAUGAAAAAGACAAAAAGGAAUUGCCCUCAGACAGUGGAAUUGGAUUCCAAUUUCAAGAAACAGCAGACAAGGAGAAAAUUGACUUUGUUUUUGGGCAAAAUAGCAGCACUUCUACUUUUGCUGAGCUUGCAAAAAGUACUCCUAGGGAAGGUUUUCAAUUUGGCAAAAAGGACCCUAACUUCAAAGGCUUUUCAGGUGCAGGUGAAAAGUUGUUUUCUUCACAAAAUUCUAAAACAGAUCAGAAAGCAAACACCUCUGCUGACCUUAGUGAGAAGGAUGAUGAUGUGUAUAGAACAGAGGAGAGCGAUGAUAUCCAUUUUGAACCUAUAGUUCAGAUGCCUGAAAAAGUAGAACCUUUUACAGGAGAGGAAGAUGAGAAAGUGUUAUACUCCCAGAGAGUAAAGCUGUUCAGGUUUGAUCCAGAAACAAGCCAGUGGAAGGAACGUGGGGUGGGCAUUCUGAAGAUUCUUAAAAACGAAGUUAACGGCAAAGUAAGAAUAUUGAUGCGGCGUGAGCAAGUACUGAAGGUGUGUGCAAAUCACUGGAUAACAACAACAAUGAACUUGAAACAGCUGUCUGGCUCAGACAAAGCAUGGAUGUGGAUGGCCAAUGACUUCUCUGAUGGUGAUGCGAAGUUGGAGCAUCUGGCAGCAAAAUUCAAGACACCAGAGCAGGCUGAGGAGUUCAAACAGAAGUUUGAAGAAUGUCAGAGGCUACUACUAGAUAUACCACUGCAGACACCGCAUAAACUUGUUGAUACAGGUAGGACAGCUCAGCUUAUACAGAAAGCAGAAGAAAUGAAGUGUGGCUUAAAAGAUCUCAAAACUUUCCUGACAGAUGACAAAACCAAACUGUCAGAAGAGGAAAGUGGAAACCCUGCUUGUACCAGCAGUACUUCUGAUUUGGUUAUAAAGCCACAUGCUGAAAGUACAGGCCCUACUCUGGAGUGGGAUAACUAUGAUUUGCGUGAAGAAGCAUUGGAUGAUAGUGUAAGCAGUUCUGUAUAUGCAUCACCUCUUGCAAGUAGCCCUGUAAGGAAAAAUCUGUUUAGAUUUGGAGAGUCUACCACUGGUUUUAGUUUCAGCUUUAAAUCUGCUUUGAGCCCAUCCAAAUCUCCUGCCAAACAGAAUCAGAGUAGAACAUCAGUAGGCACAGAUGAAGAUUCUGAUGUUACUCAAGAAGAGGAAAGAGAUGGACAGUACUUUGAACCUGUGGUACCUCUGCCUGAUCUUGUGGAAGUGACCAGUGGUGAGGAAAAUGAGCAAGUGGUCUUCAGCCAUAGAGCCAAACUCUACAGAUACGACAAAGAUGCAAAUCAGUGGAAAGAGAGAGGGAUUGGGGAUAUCAAGAUAUUGCAGAACUAUGACAACAAACAAGUUCGUAUAGUAAUGAGAAGGGACCAGGUACUAAAACUCUGUGCCAAUCACAGGAUAACACCGGAUAUGAAUUUGCAACAAAUGAAAGGAUCUGAUAGAGCCUGGGUAUGGACUGCAUGUGACUUUGCAGAUGGGGAAAGAAAAGUGGAACAUCUGGCUGUGCGAUUCAAGCUGCAAGAUGUUGCAGACUCAUUUAAGCAAAUUUUUGAUGAAGCAAAGCAUGCCCAAGAGAGAGAGACACUGAUAACACCUCUUUCUUCUCGUGCCAAUACACCAAAGGAAUUUCCGUGUGGUAAAAAUGCUGUAGCUGUGCUAGAAGAAACAACUAGAGAAAGAACUGAUGUCAGCCAUGGUGAUGAUACUUCUGAUACAACUGUAGAGGCUGCAGAGGUGGCAAGUACUUCUGAAACACCAACAAAAACAGUGGUUUCUCCUCCAAAGUUUGUAUUUGGAUCUGAAUCUGUCAAGAGCAUUUUCAGUAAUGAAAAAUCAAAGACAUUCACAUUUGGAAAUACUUCAGCCACUGGUUCUCUCUUUGGCUUCAGUUUUAAUCCCCCAAGAAAGAGUGAAGGCCAUAUUCCAGCAUCUCAGGACACAGCACAGAAAGAGCCAGAAGGCUCUGAACCACCAAAAAUCUCAAAUGCUACUCAGAAGCCUGUAGACAGCAAGGUAGACAACUUGCCAGCUUCAUCACAAGAUGGACCGUCCAACUUCUCAUUUAGAAUUCUGGAAAAAGGAUUUAAUUUUAGCCUCUUUAAAUCUAAUCCAAUGGCCUUUUGGACAAGCACAUCCUCCAUGCAACCUGAUAGUAAAGGUAUUUUGCCCAAAGGGUACUGAAAGAGACUGCAUGAUAACUCCUUAAAUGCUGUCAAACCUGAUGAGCAAUGAGUGUGGUAAAACACUGGAACAGUGUAUUUGUUGCCAUGGCUUCUAGCUGGAUUUCUACUGCACAAAUUAAAGAAAGCACAUGUUUUUAACCAUCCAUCUAUCUGACUUGAAAGAAGUGUUUUGUUACAUUCAAAGAUAUAUUUUUGAAAAUUUUCUGAUUCUAAGGAAAGCUGCUUCUUGUUGUAGGACUAAAUGCUCAACACUUAAACCUCAGGUGAAUUUGAUGCAAACUUAGUCCAAUUAAGACACUUGCUUAACUAACCAGAAAGAAUAAAACACAUAGCAGGAUAGCUGCAUAUCUUCAUAACACACUACUAGAUGUACUUCUAAUCCUUAAUCAGCUAGGGUGACUGAGGUUUUUGGAUUCUGAGAAGAUGUAUGCAAACAUGUAUGUCUCGCAGUCAUGAUAUGAACGUAGAAAUUAGCUGUUCAGGAAUUUUAUCCUACAUGUACUUUCUGCAGGCUCAGAGAACUUACUGACAUCUAAAAAUAUGAGCAGAAAGGAUUAGUGUAGGAGAGUCUGCUGGUGAUGGGUGUGAGUUACUUUGUAGCUCUGGUGUAUAAAUGCUUGAAGUUAACAACUUGUAAACAAAGGUGGGGCAAAGACUGAAGUGGUAAUAAUCUGAAAAAAUACAUAAAUUUGAAUCAGUACUUGGGAUUUUGCUGUUACUUUACUUUAUGCUGCUCUUCAUCUACUGGAUGAUUAAAUAAAAAGUAAUGAAAGCUGCUUUUAAUAAGCAGACUUAUUUAGUGUGUUAGUUGUCUCAGAGGAUCAAAGGACUUGUCUGUAAAUGUUUCCUAUGUCCUUUUCUCCUCUUGCAAUGAUAAAUUAACCUGUAUAAUCAGAAAAAUCAAUGUUUUUCAGGAACUGGGUACUACUUUUCUACUGGCUACUGGGUACUGGUUUCUAGCUGGAUAGUUAGGUUUUCUGUGAUUACACUGUGCCACAGACUUAAAUUUUUUUUUUAAUGAAAAGCGAAGCAAGCUUUUGAGACCACCCUUCAGAUACUGACUAAAUUAAAUCUAGAGAACAAAUAAUAGACUGUUAGCAAAUAGGCUGAGGUACUGAAGCAAUCAUUUUGUUCUUAGAAACAGCUGUUGUGGCUAUUGAUGUGCUUAUGGGGUAAUUAUUAAAAAUAAUUCACAGAUUUGUUUCUUAGCCCUUUAUCCCCAACUUCCCCUUCUCAAAAUAACACAACCUAAACAAGCAGAACCCCAACCAAACCAUACCUGAUGUUUAAAUUGCUAUAUCCUCUCUUUGCUUCCAUUCUCUCAAAAUAAAUAUUUGUUUCCAAAGCUGUCUUGCAGCCAUAUGUUUUUAUCUGCAGUUUGAUCUAGCUUUACUUUCACCUUUAACCUUUGCACUGAUCAUGCACUGUUCUCAACACUGGUGGAAGGAAUAACUUAAUGUUGAAGACAAGAAGACAAAAAGUUAAAUAAUACAACUGAUGGUGAUAUUUCCAUGCUGCAAAAGCUAGUUAAAUAGUCUGAAAGCGAUGGGGUUUUUUGUUUGAUAAUGGAACUAAGAAUUACUUUACUUUUGUAACAAUCAAAGUCUUAGCAAAAGCUGUUAUGGUAAAUUUAUUAUUAGCUAACAAAAGGCUCAGCUAUCCCAUAAGUAAUCUGAAAUGUGUUCUAUUCAGUUGCUUAGACAGGUUGUUGUUCACAACUUCAUUUUUUUUCAGGCCUGAAAUUUUCUAAUUUACCUCUGUUGGUCACUCUUCUCUGUAGCUAGCUCUUAUUUGACACGAGGACUUAAUUAAACAAUCUGUUUAAUAAUAUAAAGAUGCAGCCCUGUUUCGUUUUAAUGCUUGAAUUCCAAAAGCAAUAGAACAGUCUGUAAGUUUUGCUGUUCUGUCUUUGACUCCUCUAAGUUUGUUUCCUGCCUAUCAGCAGAAAAUACAUAGGCCCUUAGAAUUAAUUCGGUUCCAAAAUAAUGUGGGGUUAAUGUUAUUUCCUGUUCUGAAAUUAUUCAGUUUUAAUUGUUUGUUCAAUUU